Messenger RNA from Scomber japonicus (chub mackerel), 1644 nucleotides. RefSeq names its product zinc finger BED domain-containing protein 5-like. NCBI's taxonomy places the organism in Eukaryota, Metazoa, Chordata, Actinopteri, Scombriformes, Scombridae. The transcript has a single exon. Bases 1 to 1644 code for a protein of 547 amino acids. The record is from RefSeq and is a predicted model, not a curated record.
AUGCGACCACGUAAACUCCGGCGCCACAUAGAAACUAAACACCACAGUUUAACAACCAAGCCGCGGGAGUUUUUUGAUAGGAAGCUUACUGAAUUGCAGUCACAGAAGAAAGCCACCCAGACAUUUGCUACUGUAAAUACCAAGGCAACCGAGGCAUCAUACCGCGUAGCAUUACGUAUUGCGAAGGCAGGGAAACCCCACAACAUUGGCGAGACACUGCUCCUACCUGCUGCCAAAGAUAUGUGUUCAGUAAUGAUGGGCGAAGCUGCUGCUGCCAAGCUGGAUGCCAUACCGAUGUCUGACAAUACCAUCCAGCGCCGCAUCUCCGACAUGGCAGCUGAUGUAAAGGAGCAGGUACUGGACGCCAUCCGUGACAGCCCUUUCUUCUCUAUUCAGCUGGACGAGUCCACCGAUGUGGCUAACUGUGCACAGCUAAUGGUAUAUGUGCGCUUUAUUAAAGAGCUCAGUGUCCAGGAGGAGUUUCUGUUUUGCCAUCCUCUGCCGGCGCACACUACAGCAGCUUUGAAUAACUUUGUUCAGGAAAAUCAUGUUUACUGGAGCCGCUGUUGUGGAAUAUGUACUGAUGCAAGUGGUGCAAGGGCAAUGACAGGCCGCCACAGCGGUCUAGUAAAACAGGUGCAAGCGGUUGCGCCUGCCGCUGUUUGGUCACACUGUAUCAUCCAUCGCCAGGCCUUGGCAACCAAGAGGAUGCCCAAAGAGCUGCGCACGGUCCUGGAUGAAGCAAUAAAAAUUGUAAAUCUAAUAAAAUCACGCGCCCUGAAUGCCCGUCUCUUCUCUAUUCUCUGCAAUGAGAUGGGGGCUCACUUCCAUCAGCUGCUCCUGCAGUCCGAGGUCCGGUGGCUGUCGCGGGACAAGGUCCUCACCCGCUUGUGUGAUCUACGCGAGGAAGUCCUCCUCUUCCUCGCCGAAAUCGACUCCCCACUGGUGAAACAUAUGGAGGACGCAAAGUGGGUUGCAAUGCUGGCAUAUCUGUCUGAUAUCUUCGACCGGAUAAACACACUGAACACUUCUCUGCAAGGCAAAGAUUGCCAUGUCUUUUUGGCACACGAUCAAGUCUCUGCAUUCAAGAAAAAGUUGGACCUCUGGUGCGCUCGUGUUGAACGGGGCUCGGUGGAAAUGUUCCCAACCUUGGAUGAUGUUGUGGAGAAGACAGGACUGCAACUGGAAUUUGUACAACAGGUGGUAAUUGCACAUUUGAAGGGGUUGCGUGAACAGUUUGGAGACUAUUUUGGAGAGGAGACCUUGGCAAAUCAGUGGGUGAGAAAUCCGUUCUCUUUCCCAGUGACACCCCGUGAUGGUCUGACCCUGCAAGAGGAAGAGGCCCUUGUCGAGCUGAACUCUAAUAUGGACUUGAAACAAAAGAUGAGUGAAGGUUCACUUGCACACUUCUGGCUGUCUGUGGAGACUGAGUUCCCCCACCUCACCAAAAAGGCUGUAAAAGUCUUCAUCCCCUUCACCUCCACUUACCUGUGUGAGUGUGGAUUUUCCGCAUUGACAAUGAUUAAAAGCAAGUACCGGUCACGGCUGCGGGUAGAGGAUGAUCUGCGUUUAUUCCUUUCUACAGCGCAUCCCCGCAUCGACCGCCUGUGCGCAUCAAAGACACAGACUCAUUGCUCCCACUAA